AUGAGUUACAGUCAGAAAACGCUGCUGGUUCUGGCGCUGCUGGGGAUUUUAUCCGCUGUUAUGUCGCUCAUGUCGGGGAGUUUGAUUUUCCAGCUGCACUCUGGGGUUAAAGAAUCUGAAUCGCCGGUAUCAGAUGAAAUUUUUGUGGUGUUAAAGCCUAUCUCGGCUGUGCUGUCUGCUUUGUCCCUGACAAUGACCUCCAGCUCGACUGUAAUCUGUCUGCUGCAUGCCUACUUCUCCGCCGAGCUGUGGCGAGAUCACACGCAGAGAGUUGAAUGGUUCCUAUCAGACAGCAGGUCUAUACGGCAUGCUGCGAUUGGCUUGUUUUGCGGUGGAAUUUCUAUUUACCUGUGCGCGCUGUCCGUCUACGUGCUGUUGGCGUUCGAGAUAGAGACAGGAAUAACCAGCGCUUGUCUGCUCUUCUCUGGUGCUGUGGUGUUGGUAAUUAUAAUCGUAUACUCGCUUAUUCGGGCCAUGCGCACAACCAAACAUUUCAGCAACCAGCACGCAGACAUGAUGUACCAGAAUGAUUCCGAGAGCAACACUGGCAUCUGUACGGUGGCAUCAGAUCUCAACUGUAGAGAAAAGGCCAGGAAACAAGAGGGUGAAGGCUGCCAGUUCUGCUACACUCACUCUCCUAAUCCCAGACAGCAACACCUGCCCUCUGGUGUAUCACAUAAUUACUUCAGUAACAGAGAGGCCAAUGCUGAGAAAGGAUACAUGCACAGGACCCUGUCUGCUGAAUCUGGCCUCUACCAGGGACGUACGAAGCCCUGGAAUGGCAUUGACCGUGAGAUGAGAACUGUGAUGACUCACAAAACCAAAGACUCCACGUUAGUGUGA
Messenger RNA from Trichomycterus rosablanca, 843 nucleotides. RefSeq names its product transmembrane protein 221 (gene tmem221). The transcript has 3 exons. Bases 1 to 843 code for a protein of 280 amino acids. The record is from RefSeq and is a predicted model, not a curated record. Lineage: Eukaryota; Metazoa; Chordata; Actinopteri; Siluriformes; Trichomycteridae.